GAUGAGUAAGAUCAAACGAGACUCGCUGCGAGAGUCCAUUGACAAUAUUUUGAAGUAUUCCACUGAGACGAAGAAGCGCAAGUUCACAGAAUCUGUGGAGCUGCAGAUUGCCUUGAAGAACUAUGAUCCCCAGAAGGACAAGCGAUUCGCUAACGACCUGCCCCACAUGAACAUUGAGGCCCUGAAGAAACUCAACAAGGACAAGAAGCUGGUGAAAAAGCUUCCCAAGAGGUACGAUGCUUUCCUGGCCUCUGAGUCCUUGAUCCGUCAGAUCCCAAGAGUUUUGGGGCCGGGUCUCAACAAGGCUGGAAAAUUCACUGCACCCAUUACCCACACUGGUGUGCUCAAUGCUAAAGUGGAGGAGGCCAAGGCGACUAUCAAGUUCCAGAUGAAGAAGGUGCUGUGUCUGGCUGUCUGUGUCGGACAUGUCAACAUGACCUCCGAGGAGCUGUACCAGAACAUCACACUGGCUAUCAACUUUUUGGUCUCUCUGUUGAAGGAGAACUGGCAGAACCUCCGGGCUCUCUACAUCAAGAGCACCAUGAGCCCCGCUGAGAAAAUAUUCUAG
Molecule: messenger RNA, 568 nt
Organism: Candidula unifasciata
Lineage: Eukaryota; Metazoa; Mollusca; Gastropoda; Stylommatophora; Geomitridae
Source: the annotation of a GenBank genome assembly